Messenger RNA from Amphibalanus amphitrite, 2591 nucleotides. RefSeq names its product tiggy-winkle hedgehog protein-like. Lineage: Eukaryota; Metazoa; Arthropoda; Thecostraca; Balanomorpha; Balanidae. The record is from RefSeq and is a predicted model, not a curated record. The transcript is spliced from 7 exons. Bases 97 to 879 code for a protein of 260 amino acids. Gene Ontology annotation, molecular function: patched binding; calcium ion binding. Gene Ontology annotation, biological process: protein autoprocessing; smoothened signaling pathway; intein-mediated protein splicing.
UAACGCGCUGGCCCCGUUUCAGAACCGUACCGGUACGGCGCGGACCCGGAGUAUGGAGAGGAGUACCAGGACGAGAUCAACCCGGCAGAGGUCAUCAUGACCAGGGUAAGGAAGGGUCCCGGCAACUGCUACGCCCGAGGAAAGUGCGUCUACUACAGCAAGCGGCUCAAGACGGAGUUUUGCGGCGAUUGUCACCGCCGCUCGGGCUGUUUUCCAGGCGACUCGACGGUACUGAAGGAAUCCGGCGACGUGCUCCCGAUGGCUGAGCUGCGAGUGGGGGACCGAGUCCUUGCAGCGAGUCGGGCCGGCGAUCUCACGUUCAGCCCCGUGGUGAGCUGGCUGGACAAACGGUCCAACGAGUCGGGCCAGUACCUGCAGCUGUCUACCAGCACGGACCACCGGAUCACGCUGUCCUCACAGCACGUCAUACUCGUCCGACAGAAGGACCAGCUCGUCUCUCGGUUCGCUGCGGACGUUCAGACCGGCGACCUGGUGAAGGUGGCCGACUCAGUUAACUCGGACAACUGGGCGCCAAUCGUCUCCGUUCAGCCCACAAUCUCCACAGGAGCGUACGUGUCGCUAACAGCCGAGGGUACUAUCGUGGUGGACGGCGUGCUGGCCUCGUGUUACGCCUCGUUCGACCACGACUGGGCCCACGCGUUCACGGCUCCGCUGCGCUGGAUGCCCGAACUGUUCGAGAGCCACGCCACUCGUGACGACGACGGGCCACGACCUGUGGUGGAGACCCUGAAGAGUUUCGGCCGGUGGUUGUUCCCCGAGUCAGAGUCUGGUCAUCGUGCCGCCGAGGACGACUCGGUCGUCAAACUGCCGCUACUCGCCGCCCCCGCCCCCGCCCCCGCCCACGCGAGCUCGCCCUAGACGGGCCGGACCCGCCGCCGCCGCCGCCGCCGCCCGGUGACGUCACUGUGACGUCAUACUGUCCCGCCGACCGCAGGCCGCUCUGUUGAUGUUGUGUUCUUUCUGUAGCGGUAACACUGACGCCACCAAAGUGAUCGCGCUGCUGCGUGGUGGGCACUCAUGUAUUGAUCUUAGUUGUACUGAUAACUACUUAUCGGAAACAAGCGGAACGCCGUGCUCUUUGCAGCAAACCAAAGAGCAUGUCCAAAGCAUGUUACCAAAGAGCAUGUCCAAAGCAUGUUACCAAAGAGUAUGUCCAACGGUGAAUCGACUUACAGACCGACAAGCACAGCACCGUUAUUUCCUUGGCGGGCGGCUCUAUUGGUGCUUGUGAAAGCGCACAGUAAAAGCGUAGCAUCACUUUACCACCUUCCCUUGAGAAAUGCCAGAAAAAAGUUACUGAUUACCCUUCUCAGACCUUUCCCGGGCAACAUUCAGAGCCCCUGCGAUGUGGAGUGUGUCUAUCCCUCUUCUCUAAUACGGUUUCCGGGUGGGGUGAGACAAUCCCCCCGGGCUCCCCCCCCCCCUGUAUCAGGAGACAGUCCCACUCCCAAUUCCGGUCACUGAUCACCCGAAGGAGGCAAUGACGUUUGGAUGGUCCGCAACGAGUUCCGACUGCCCCGAUCAGCUCGUUGGCUCAUCAGCGUCGCAAAUUGGAUUAAUGGCGACCCACGCCUUGUGCAAUCGGAAGAGGAAUUCCUCGCCAAUGAUCUCUCAGCAGUGAUAGUUUUUUUCUAGGAUGUUUUUUAUUAGUAAAGCCCUUGUUACAACCUGUGUCCAUCAGUUGUGCGCUUUUAUCUUCGUAUUUUAUGUAUGUUCGUUCUGUUUGCUUGCCUCUUGAUGCCGGGAGUAACAACAUUCAAUGCUUGUAUUUUAUGGGACGGAUCAAACUUCAGCAAACUAAAAGGGUAUAACCUACGGAAAAGGAGACGACGCACCGUAAACUGUAGAUCAAGAAUGCUUGCGAAGCGAAAUGCGCUCAACGGUUCCCUACUACGAACGUUUUCUGAAGGUAGUGUGGACAUAUGAUGUCGCGAGCAGCUUUCAAGGCUGCUGGAUGAGCUUGUCAUGCUGCGGGAUAAUCACACAUAUCACUGGGCUGUCCCCGGACAGUGCGCUGUCCUUGCUAUGUCUCUCUGUGUAUUGUGCUAUAUGCUGUUAAAGCGUUCGUGAUUGUGCAGGCGGUACAGUAACGAUCUUCCUCCCGUAGGUAGUUUUAGAUCGCUGAAAGUGAACUCUUGUUCAUUCCACCUCCGAAAACAUCAUUCAAUGCUACUGUGUAUAGUCUUGUAAUGCUUUCUAUACAGAGGGAAGAUUGUCACUGUACCGUCUUAUCCUUGUGAGUCGAUGAACGAAACAUAUCCCCAACAUAUCACGUGCGACAGGCGGAGUGCUCUCCCCGUCUCAGCAGACAUAUCAUGUCGUGUGAGGCCGUGCCCGUUUUGCACUGAGAGCGCGUCUGUUUGUCUGUCUGUCUGUCAGCGUGGGCCGCGAGUGGCUGGCGCGGCCCAGGGCGAGUCGCUUUGACGCCGACGUUUCGUGACGUGUCUGAACGUGGCAGGACGUGUCGGGACGUGACAGGACGUUAGCAAACCGUCUCCGUGACGAGGGUUUGUGCCGGAGCUCUGUUGAAAAUAGAUAAAAUGCCCUUAGCCCAACAACAUCCCGAAACA